Messenger RNA from Dermacentor andersoni, 20389 nucleotides. RefSeq names its product glycogen debranching enzyme. The record is from RefSeq and is a predicted model, not a curated record. Gene Ontology annotation, molecular function: amylo-alpha-1,6-glucosidase activity; 4-alpha-glucanotransferase activity. NCBI's taxonomy places the organism in Eukaryota, Metazoa, Arthropoda, Arachnida, Ixodida, Ixodidae. Gene Ontology annotation, biological process: glycogen biosynthetic process; glycogen catabolic process.
AAGUCUCGUGCGUUCUUUGAACGUGAGGAACAAACUGGCGGGUGCGAGUGAGCAACAAUAUGGCCGUCGAUCUGGGCCUGCGUACCCCCUUAUUGUGUGCCUAGCCACGCGAUUGACGCUGCAGUUUCGAAAUUUCUUGGCGAUGGUUGGAACUGAAAAUGACGGCCUCGCUGGCGCCUCGCAAGUCGUCGACUGCGUACGAUGAAACCUUGAACUCGGCUUCCUACAACAGCGGGAUCUUUGUCACGUUUGCGUCCGCCAGGGAACGCAGGUGGAAUCUUAUGAACCAAUUCUUUACAAGGAGAUUUUACAGAGAAUACAAAAAUCCAAACCCCCGCAUUGUCGCAUCUUUGGAAUCCAACGGCUUGUCAGAGCACGCCAUGCACAUUGCCAACUGGUCUGGAAAUGAGUCAUCACGAUCUGCCCUUCCCAUUAAUGUAUUCCACCUCAACAAUGGGGUCCUGGAAGGCACCAUUUACAGGCUUGCCAAAGGUACAAAAGUGCGGUUCAUGCUGGGCCCCUCACUGUAUGGCAAAAAUGUCAAGUUCUUCAUAAACACGCCACUUACAUCCGGCGCCACUUAUUCAAGGACCCAGUAUAAUGAAGUGAACUGGUGCCGGGACAUCCACAAUCCCAACGAUGAGACAGCAUACUUUGCUGACAUCACUUUCAUCCUGGCAGGAAGCUUUCAUUACUACUUCACGUGCAAUGAUGAGUGUGAACAUGCAGGUUCAGGAUACUUUCUCAUUGAUCCUGUGCUUCGGCAUGGCAAGGAUCGAGAGGUCCUGCCAUUGGACUGUGUCCAGUGCCAGACAGUACUGACCAAGUGCCUGGGACCCUUCGAUGGCUGGAAGGAGAAGCUGGCAGUGAGCCGCGAGAGUGGCUAUAACUUUGUCCAUUUCACGCCCAUUCAGGAGUUGGGGGACUCCUUAUCGUGCUAUUCUCUCCGCAACCACCGCAGGCUAAACCCCAUGUUCAGCACGCCAAAUCGCACGUACGACAUGAAGGAUAUGGAAGAGCUUGUCAACAUGAUGUGUGAUGAAUGGAAAGUAUUGUCAUUAACAGAUGUUGUGUUGAACCACACGGCAAAUGAGACUCCUUGGAUCAGGGAGCACCCUGAGUGUGCAUACAACCUCAAGAAUUCACCGCACCUCAAGCCAGCCUUCCUCUUGGAUGUUGCCAUCCACUGUUUCAGCCUUGAGAUCUCCAAGGGAAAGUGGGAGUCCGAGGGCAUUCCUGCAUCCAUCACACAUGAGGAACAUCUUGAUGCGCUGAGACGUGUAUUCGAACUGAACUGGCUCCCAAUGUUGCAGCUGCAGGAGUUCUUCACCAUCAAUGUGGAUGGCAUUGUUGACACAUUCAGGCAGAAGGUUAUUGACAAAGGGCAGCCAAACACUGGUCCCAUGCCUGAUGGUGGCAACCUGAAAGUGCUGCGGGAUCCAGAGUACCGGCGAAAUGGCUCCACUGUUGACAUGAAUAAGGCCCUGCAGAUCUUCAACCGCAACUGGGAACCUAGUAGCCCCGAUGCUCCCGAUCUGAUUGACAGGUGUUGUAGCGACUUCAGGCGCUACCUGGAGCACUUAAAUGGCAUCGAGUGGAAUUUGCUGCACAGCCAUCUUCAGGCAGCAGUGGAGAACAUCUUACGUGGUUGUCGCUACCUCCGUGUUCAAGAGGAUGGACCCAAGAAGACUGCAGUUACCAUCAAGAAUCCUCUCGUGGGAAGGUACUUUGUGGUCAACACCGAUAUCCCAGUCCUGGACCUGAAGGAGGCAGAGAAGCUAAUCUUCAGUGACAGAGCUGCCUUUGUUAUGGCCCACAAUGGUUGGGUCAUGAAUGAUGAUCCACUGCGGAAUUUUGCUGAGCCAGGGUCGAAUGUGUACCUUCGUCGUGAGCUCAUAGCCUGGGGUGACAGCGUCAAGCUUCGAUACGGCAAGUCACCUGAUGAUUGCCCGUUCCUGUGGGAGUACAUGAAGGACUAUGUCUGCGAGACGGCCAAGAUAUUCCAUGGCAUACGCCUUGACAACUGCCACAGCACCCCACUGCCACUUGCAGAGUAUGUCCUGGAUGCUGCACGCCUGGUACGUCCAGACCUCUACGUGAUUGCCGAGCUCUUCACGUCGAAAGAGGAAGUUGACAACAUCUUUGUCAAUCGACUUGGAAUCAGCUCUCUGAUUCGUGAAGCCAUGAGUGCUCACAAUGCUCGUGAGCUGGGCCGGCUUGUUUACCGGUAUGGUGGUGAACCUGUAGGAAGCUUUAUUCCCCCGCCAAUUCGCUGCCUCAAGCCAUGCAUUGCACAUGCACUUUUCAUGGACAUCACGCAUGACAACCCGUCACCUUUUGAGAAGCGUUCAGUGUACGACUACCUUCCGAGUGCUGCUGUUGUGUCAAUGGCAUGCUGUGCAACUGGAUCAAACCGUGGCUACGAUGAGCUCGUGUCCCAUCAUAUUCACGUUGUUGAUGAAUUUCGUCAGUACCCUGCUUGGUCAGUGAACCCAACUGAGAAGCCUUCAUCUGUCCACCUGCUUUCAGGGAUCAUCGCUGCAAAGCGAGCACUGAACCGACUGCACCACGAGCUUGGCCUGCAAGAUUUCACGCAAGUUUUUGUGGACCAGGUUGACCCCAACACAAUUGCUAUCACUCGACACAGUAUUUCUACGCAUGAGUCGGUGGUCCUGGUGGCCCGUACAUCAUUCCAGAUGCCUGGGAACCCGAACGAGACAGGUUGUAUCCCACCACUGUGCAUCCCUGGAGUGAUUGAGGAGGUCAUCUUCGAGGCAAAGACUGUCAAGGUGAACAAGGAUAACAAGACAAAGGAGGAGAAGAACAAGGAGUACAUUGUAGGGCUCAGUGAUUACCGACUUGAGAUCCGUGAGCACAUCUCACUUGUGGAAUCUAAGAUGGUGGACCUCAGCGACGCGAGUGAACAGAACCUGCAAGAGCUGGACUUCUCCAACUUCACGCCAGGUUCUGUCAUUGCUUUUAGGGUGGCCCCUCAUCCAGUGAGCAAAGCCGCAGUUCAGUACCUUCGCCGGCACCUGACCCACAUGGGAUAUAUUCUGGGAGCCCAGCCUGAAGCUGCUGCUGGGGCACCUGUGUGCUCUAAUGAAGAGAGCAUUCAGAGCAUAGUCAAGGCCCUCACACUGUCAGACCUUAACCGAGUCCUGUUCCGCUGUGACGUUGAGGAGCGGGCCGAGGACAGGGGUGGGGCCGCCUACAACUUUCCGAAGUUUGGCAGCCUCGUUUACUGUGGCCUUCAAGGCAUCAUGUCUGUGCUGUCUGAGAUUCGCAUAAGGAACGAUCUUGGUCACCCUGUGUGCGACAACUUGCGUGUCGGUGACUGGCUCAUGGAGUACAUCAGCAAUCGCCUUGCUCAGGAGCGUACCACUGGGAAGCUUGCCAAGUGGCUGGACCAAGUGUUUGCAUCUGUGAAGAAGGCUCCUCGUUAUCUGAUUCCCUGUUACUUUGAUGCUGUGGUGACCAGCACGUACUGCAUUGUGCUUGAGGAAGUGUGGAACAAAAUGUCAGAUUUUGUAAAGAAUGGUUCAACACUGGUGCGAGAACUGGCCCUGGGUUCAGUGGCUCUGGGUGGCUACGUUCCGGGAGCCCACCUACCACCACUGUCGCGUCAGCUGACACCACCUCAACAGCCAUACCGGAUUGACGAAAAGACCAAUGCUCGCCAGGAGACUUGCACCACCAUUUCCGCAGGACUGCCACACUUUGCAGCUGGCUAUAUGAGAAACUGGGGCCGAGACACAUUCAUUGCUCUCAGGGGUCUCUUCUUGCUGACUGGCAGGUUCCAGGAGGCAAGGUACGUUAUCCUGGCAUUUGCGGGCUGUCUCCGGCACGGUCUUAUUCCUAACUUGCUGGACAAGGGAACGCAUGCACGAUACAAUUGCCGCGAUGCCAUCUGGUGGUGGCUGCAGGCGAUUCAAGACUACUCCAAGGAGGCUCCCGACGGCUACCUCAUCCUCAAGGACAGAGUGGCACGCCUUUAUCCAACUGAUGACAGUCCACCACAGGAACCUGGUGUCAAGGAGAUGCCCCUUGAAGAAGUGAUACAGGAGGCCCUGCAGCGUCAUUUUGCAGGCAUUGCAUUCCGAGAGAGGAAUGCUGGCCACCAGAUUGACAGCCAGAUGAAUGACGAAGGCUUCAACGUUACGGCUGGAAUAGAUGUCAAGAAUGGCUUUGUGUACGGUGGUAAUCCUUGGAAUUGUGGAACAUGGAUGGACAAGAUGGGGAGUUCUGAGAAAGCUGGUAACAAGGGGCAUCCUGCCACACCCAGAGACGGGUCUGCAGUGGAGCUUGUAGGUCUCUGCAAAUCCGCCUUGCGGUGGCUUGAUCAGAUGUACAAGGACGGCUACUACCCAUACAAUGCAGUUGAGAAGACUGAGCAUGGUGUGACGACUGUGAUGACUUUUGACCAGUGGGGGUCACUGAUCAAGAAAAAUUUUGAGCCAUGUUUUUGGGUGCCUCCUGCACACCAGCCCGUGCACCAUGACGAUUUGCAUCCUGAAAUGAUUAAUCGCCGUCUGAUCUACAAGGACUCAUAUGGGGCCAUUUGGCCGUGGGCUGACUAUCAAUUGAGGCCAAACUUUCCAAUUGCCAUGGUGGUGGCACCUGAGCUUUUCACUGUUGAGAAGGCCUGGGAUGCUCUAAACAUUGUCAAACAGACCCUUGUUGGCCCCUUUGGAAUGAAGACCCUUGAUCCCAGUGACAUGAAUUACAAUGGCUAUUACUACAACAGCAAUGAUUCUCAUGACUACAAGUGUGCUCAUGGCUUCAACUACCACCAGGGUCCGGAAUGGCUCUGGCCGAUGGGCUUCUACCUCAGGGCCAGGCUAUACUUUGCACAAAAGGUGCCUGACAGCAAGAAGGCACUGGCGGCUGCUGUUGACGAGGUCAAGGCGAUCCUUUCCAACAACUACCAGAUUAUCCAGUCGUCACCCUGGCGGGGGCUGCCCGAACUCACUAACCGCGAUGGGGACAUCUGCCCCGACUCCUGCCCGAUUCAGGCCUGGAGCCAUGCCUGCCUUCUGGAAGUGGUUUAUGACCUACAGAAGCUCCAGGCAUCAUAGUUCCAGGCAUCAUAGAAGCUCCAGGCAUGAUAGAAGGGUUGCUAUUGCAGCUUCUACCGAGGAGUGUAGUAAAUUUAUUAUUAAUGGAAGCAUGGCACUAGAUCACCUGGCGUGCAACUUGUUUGGCUUUUAUUCCCAAUAUGGAAUAUGUGUGUGUGGCGUUCAUGCUUUUAGGGUAUUAGAAAUUUUUUCUUUGCAGAUCCAUUGCUGGCAGAAAUAAUUAGGAAGUGUGGAAAAGGAAUUGCUGAAAUACUGAUUAUUAAUGAGCUGCCCAAUUAACUUAUUUAUUUUCUGCUUUAUGUAAGCCUUAGGUACCAGCAACACAUUGUCCAUGCUGACAAGCUGACAGCCAAAUUUCAACAUUCUGGACCUUGCUUUAGUAUUCAGGAUGACAUCAACAUUGUUUUCUUUGUCCUUAUUUACUUUUUAUUUGUAUUACUUAGCCACUCAUUUUUACUGAGUACCAUGUGCUACAUCCUUUUUUGAUUCAGAAAAGUAAGCUGCUAAUUGAAUGUUUGCACAUUGCAUGGAUAUUUGCAAAGCCUCUGUGACAGGCAGGGGUGAAGCUAGAACUUUGACUACAAUAGAUAUUGGUCAUUUACUCGCUAUUUUAUGUGUAAAUGUCAGUGAUGAAUUCGUUUGGCCAGCGAAAUGCAAUUCUAGAUGUGCCUCACGGUGGAAGAAUACAGUAUAUGGAUGUCUCAGUGUAGCCUGGGAACGAGCCAUUUUCAUGGUCUUGAUCUUGAUCGCUUCACUGGUUAGCAGUCACCAGUGGCAAGUGCACAAGCAUAGACUCGAGAGCCCGAGCUAUACUUGUGAAAUUGGAGAAGAAAGAAAGGAAGAGAGGGAAAGAAAAAAAAAGAAAAUGCUGCUAAAAUGCAUGUUCAAAUAGCAUAACUGAAAUUUUUUUUUCUUGUUUUGCAAGUAUUGAACUUUUGCUGCUUAACUGAGGACCAAUAAAUUACUAUUGUAGGUGUGCUUCUAGCUGAAUCAGUACGCAUGUAUGCUUACAUAUGUACGAUGAGGCAGAAAGUGUAUGAUCACUGUUAACUAUCAACGCAUUGGUUUUCCUUGUAUUUACACAUCGGUAAGGUUGAAACCAACUUCGUGAACUGGUUGGUGUCACAAAAUAUCUAAAUAACAACAAAACUAAUUUGUGCCGCAUAAUGUUGGCAAUUUUGUGAAAGCGUUUGAGACAAAGCUUACCACAACCAGGCUGGAAAGUUCCAUGGUCAGUCAAGCAAGCCAUGCACUCUAGAAACAAGAAGUUUAUGUGGAUUUUUGUUUGAUGACCUACGGUACAGAAAAGGUUCGACCACUUGCACCACGUCUAAAAACAAUUUUUUUUUAGUUUACGCAUUUCAAGUAGAUAAUACCUUCCUAACAUGACCAUGGUUAGUUGAACAAGCUCACAUAUGUGGUAGGGGUGGGGGGUCGUACCUUUGACAAACCAGGAACAGUGUCCAAGUAGUCUUUCAUCGCUGAUUUAUCUUGGAAACAUUAAUGUCAAGCCAGAAAGCUUGGUGGUUGCUCCUAAUCUGUAGGUCACAACUGCUGUUGGCACUGCAUCUGGUACUUUUUGUUUUUGCGUAGGAACAUUACCACUUGGCAGAGUUGCUAGUCAUGAUACACAUGCUGGGACACCUUAGGAAACUGACUUUUGUGCUUGUGUGUUGUCAAUUAAUUUGGCCCUGCACUACCAUCUGCUGGCCUCCUGGCUAGUUCUGAUGGCAGCACAACUGCCUCAGAAAUGUUCAGUCUUCAGACCAAUGUGAAUUUUUGUUCAAAUGCAAAGCCUUCUUUUUCAAAAACCCUUAUGGGCUUCUUUUGUAGCUUGAUGCUCCUUUCUGGUAGGUGACAGUCUCUGCCUUUCAUACCGAGGCAUAUUUCUUGCAUAACUCUUCAAUACAAGGCAAGGUUGAAAUUGUUUUGUACAUGAUGCAUCGUUUCAAUUACACAGUCCUUGAGCAUAAUGUUAUGCCAUUGAUGACUGAAGUUUGCCCCCUGUUUAGCUCAAACUUCUUGCCCUGUUUAGAGCACACACAAGUGCAAUACAAAAGUUCACCGUGGAUAAUAUGCAGAACAGUGCUGAAGUUCUCGGCCAAACACAGGAGCUGCAUGCACUGGGAUUCUCAAUCUUUCCAGUCUUGGGGAACCCCACCAGCCUUCCAAGAGUGCUGUGGAAACCCUCCCUCUUUUCCACCCAUGUUCCACACACCUUCGCUAUAAGUGUUGCAGUGAAUUAAAUGGAUAGCUAUACAGAGUAUAUUAUGCAGAAAUUAGAACAAAAAAAGUGCAUAAAUUACUAGAUUAUCUAAACAGGGUAGUCGGUGUGUGGCUUCAUGCCACUUAACAGAGUCAACAGAGUCACAGAGUCAGUUUGAAGUUGCAUCUUGUGCAUUUGAGCCUGUAUUAUGCCAUACCUGCAGUUGGAAACUGCAUCGAGGGAACUUCUUGUAUGAUUGAGGAUAUUGUGUUUUAAAAGUGAAAAUAAUUGUACAUGUUGGCUAUCACGUUGUGGGACGAACAUAUUGUACCCCUUAACUGCCACGACAAAUAAAAAAAAAGUGCAAAAGAAACUGCCAAAAGUCAUUGCAUAUUACUUAAGUUCUUGUCAAAAUUACAAGAAGCUGAACACAUGCACAUGUGCAGAAAUUGCCAAGUAAUUAUUAUGAGUUAACUUAUCAUUGGGACUAUAGGACGAUCGUUGUGAUGGCGAGUUAUCUCUUCAUCGGCAGUUAAAGGGUAAAAUAAUGUUUCACUGGAAAUUUGGGCAUCCUUUGUGCAAACACAGUAGCCACUUGAGUGAGACAAUAAUCAAAGUAGCGCCGCCACUGUGCAAAUGUGUAGCAUCUGCAGUUUACAGUUUGGCACAUUAUUUUUGAUCAUGAAGGCCAUCGCUCUGGACUGAGGAACAGAUGGUAAUACAUAGACAAGUGAUGUUUUCUUUCACGCUGCUCUAUGCACCUUAAUACAGCGCGCGCCGAAUUUAAGGCUACCAUUGGCUCUAGGCACCACAUGCCAUAAAUGGCAUCCUGACGCUGACAAAGUGUCAGAUGCAGAAAAGUUUAUUUUUGCUUUUCUGUGCACAAAUUAUUUUCGAAAUACCACUUGUAGUGCUAAGCCUAAAAGCUUGCUUUGCCUGGCAUGCAGCUACAUGGGUGUGCCUUGCGUGCGUCAAAGGGCUUCCUUAUUUCACAUAAGGUAGAAAAUGAUGCAGUGCAGUAGAAAACUAGCUUCUAUCAAAACUGAGCUGUGCAUACAGUUUGAUUUUGUAGGAAACUCUCUGGCGUUGCCUCUACAGCAACACGUUUCUGGAACAGAUCACAUGUGAGUGCGCCCCACGUGUCUGCUACAAUGCACCACCUAUACUGCCAAUAUCAUCGUCCAUCAGCAGCAAGAGUCUCUUGACCAGGCAGAUGCCUCUGAACUCGGAAGUGACCCUCAGUUUGCAAAACUUUCAAGUCGGUUCCGGCUCACACGUAAUGAACUGCCCUCACGAGCACGAAUUAAAAACACUCAGCGUGGACAUGAUGGGUCUGCAGAUUUCACUGUGAUGAGUCUUGCGUGUUGCUGCCGUGUUGGUCUCAUGAAAAUUACCAAAGUGCAGAUGCGGUGUGUGGUCUCUUCAUUAAAUCCAAAAUGCAGUGCAAGCUUUGUUAAGUAAAAAAAAAAAAAAAAAAAUUGGGAAUAUGAAUUUGGGAAACAGUUUCAAUAUUUGAAAACAGUUUUUCUCUAUUCUGAGCAAAACCUAGUUUCAGAGCCCCUGCACUAGCAGACUACAUGAAAGGGCAAGCCUAACAUUUCAUCAUUGUAAGGCAGUGGACAAAAACAAAAACAGUUUUGUCGCGUGUUUGCUUCGUAGCCAGGUUGACGGAGGUAUUUCGACAUUAGAGUAGUAAGGCCAAAUCACAGGUAUGCUUCCCGGCACAGCUACGCAUGUGCAGAUGGUGCCAGACAGAUUGUAAGUGGCCAAGUGCGACACGAGCACAGAUAUCUGUUCCAGACAGACAUCAGCAUUCUGGCCAUCUCAUGUUUCCACACACCUGGCUUCGCAGCUACAGUGUGGUACAACCGACACUCAGUGAGGCAGGUUUAUGUCAUGUGAGAAUGUGCUUUUUCUUUGCCUUUUGUGCUGUUCUAAUGAGUAAAAAUAUAACAGUUGCUUUCAUCAAUAUUUUAUCAUUUCGAAGCACUGUCAAUAAAUGACAAGGUAUGAAAUGAUUUCUGUCGACACGGUUGUGAGUGAGCCGAGUGGGUACGCGCUGGCGUGCGUCUCAUAUAUGCAAACUGCCAUUUCUCAUGAGGCGUGUUUAACACAAGGUGCGCAAGGUAUGUGCGUAUAGAAGCAUAUGUGUGGUCUGGGCUUUAUUCCACCGUGACCUGCCCCUGCUGAAAGCUUCCAUGGAAUGCAUUUUUUUUCUGGCUCAUGGCGACAGGUACUGCAAUUCAUUUGAGUUCGUUCUGACUGUAUUUGACUGUUAGAGUCCAGCUACGCCUGUUCAAAUUUCACAAAUGAUGAAGUUGUGGCCAUCUCCUGGAGCUUGCAAAAUAAAUUACAUGAUUGUAGGUAUGAUCAUUAUACCGUCACCCUAACAGAUGCCUGACUUUGCUUCAUGUUGGAGACAUGCCAACUAGACUGCUCAUUCAGUUCUUAACACUAAUUGAAAGCAAGGGCUGUUUUCUUCAAAGAGUCAUUUCGAGAAUGCUUUCAAUUUUGUAUGGUGCAGCAUGCAGCAUCAAAAGUUCCUGCUAAUGUCUUCUGUCAAACAUAUAUAGUGUGCUUGACAUAUGCAAACACACGUGGCUGUGCUUUUAGCAUUAGAUGGUGGCUUUUUGUGAUGCUUACUGGUAGUUGUCAAACAACUCAUAUUCGUACUGGGACAGCUGUCCUCGCAAGUAGGAAUGUGGCAGCCCAGUGGUUAUGGUGUUGCACAACUGAGCUCGAGGUUGCGGCUUUGAUCGCGGCUGCAUUUUGAGGGGGGCAAAAUGCGAAAGUGCUUGUGUACUGUACUAAGCCCUGGGGGUCAAAAUUAAUCCAGUGGUUUCCACCUAUUAAUCGGAUUGUCAUUUUGGCAUGUAAAACCCCAGAAUCAGUUUUUUUUUGCCUUCCUUUCUUUCCUUUCUUUUCUUUCUUUCUUUUUUGCAAGUGGGAUGAAUGUGGGUGCAUAUACUACAUAGUUUGUAGAAAGUUGGCUGUUUCACUAUCUCUGAAGAAACUUUUUUAAGUGUGCUUUGUUCAGUUGUAGGUGCUCUUGGCAGCUACUGGCAAAAAAAAAAUCUACCAUCGGUCCUAUACCAGCUAGUAGCUGUAAACAUGACGCAUAACAAUAAAAUUAUUAAAAAUGAUGUGUACUGUUAGUCUCGAAAGUUUAUGAAAAAAGCUGAAAUUUCCGUGCAGUUUGUGCCUGUAGCCAAUUAAACAGUUCAACACUGUGUAGUUCUCCCACAAAUACUAUGUGUGCUGGAAAUACAAAUUAGACUGCAUUUGCAGACUGUGAAUAUAGCUUCCUUACCCCGUGAGUAUUUCAUGCGGUGUCUCAGUGGCUACGGUGUUCUGCUCUUGAACAUGAAAUUGCAGGUUUGACUCCUCGUCACAGUGGUCGCAUGUUAAUGCGCAACUCUUGUUAAUGAGUUGUGCAUGUUAAUGAGGUGUGUUUCACACUGUGCAGGUUUAGGACAUUAAACAGCACAAUUUGAUUUUUAAUGCUGAGAGUAACUUAUCUCCUCACUUCCAAAUUGUGCAUUCUGGUCCCUGCAAAGAUGUCACUGUAGAAGACUCUGCUGUUGGUCAGUUCGACCAAACAUGAUUAAGUGGGCAACUUUAAUAUAAGAAACAAGCAAGGGCUAGGAAGAGGACUGAAAUACGGUUACCUGUGUAUGUUUAUUUUCUUACUUCACCUUUACAUGUGGCCCUCUAUGGGUUGGGCCAACUGCUGUUUAGCUUAGUGCUUUUAAGUCCUUGCUGGUGCUAAUGAGGUUACAGCUUAGUCAUUAGAGCAUCAGGGUCAGGUCUAAGGGACCCAGGGUUUUAUUUCAGAUGUGCAGGCAAAAUUUGCUCUGCUUGGUUACUUGGUGACCACUGAUGAGCAAUGUUUUGGCAAGGCUCUACAAGAUUAGUAAUACUCUGCAGGAUUGCCUAAAAUACAGAGCCAACAAAAAUGAAAUGUGAGAGCAGAGUGAUUGGCUGUAAGUAGAAGAAAAGAAUAGACAUUUGCUACUGCAAAUAGUUUUUGUCAUCUACUGCUGUUACAGCCUCUCUAUGCCCCAGCAGAGAAGAAUCUCUGUGAAAAUGGCUCUUCUGAAAUAUGUCCUUUUUUAUGCCAACCUUGUGGAGAGCACUGAGGUUUGCAGCAUGGUGCCAUGCUUACAUGCCAUGCCAUCGCUGCAGUUCUGCUUCUGAUUUUUAUAUCAGAUGCAUGCAUACUUACAGGGCAUUUCUAUCAAAGUUGCAUGAAAUGGCUGUUAUAAAGCAGUUAACUUGCCAUUUAGUGUUGUUGUAGGGUAAUUAUCCUGAAGUUUCGAGUAAAAGAGAAGAGACAGCAGCAUGAAAAAUUAUUUGCACUGUGGCAUAUAAUGCCAUUUCACCUAAAACUAUUUACAACAUUUACAUAAUGCCAUAAAAGCCAUAAGUGUUCAUUCGGCCUAGUGCUUGUUUUUUGUGAUAUCUACUUUCAGGCCAGUAGAUGAGUUGCACUUGCUUACAUUUGCCUGCAUUCGCAGUUCCUUACAUUCAACUAAUUUUUUGGCCAUCUGUUAUGAUUCUUAUUACCUGUUUUGAAUUGUUGCAUUAGCUUUGGACUACAGGUUAACAGGUUGCUACAUUUUUUUCAGCACUGUGCAGUAAUGAGUAAAAAGUAAGAUUCUACAGCUGGUUUUGCCUGUUAUGGAACAUAUGGCUAGCCAUUAUGAUAAUCAUGUCCUAAUCUGGCAGUAUGCUAACCAGUUGUGAUGGUAACCAUUAUUGUACUGAAUUACAUUGGUCUCUGAGUUUUUCAGUGUUGUGCGCUCUUUAAGCCAGCAGAAGUUCAGGUGGAAGUGAUCCUUAGUUCUUGUAUCGGAUUCAAUCCAAACUGACAAGAGGGCUGUAUAAUAAUGGCUAAAAGAAAAGGUACCUACUAGAACUAGUAUGAUUUAACAUGCUUGACUGUUGUUCAGCAUAGAUUCUGUAUACUAUAUUAUAUACUAACUCUCCAAAAACUUAUCAUCUGCAGGCUUGAUGCCUGAUGCCUGUGUAAGUGUGCUUCAUUAGCCAUAAUAAUUUCACAGAUGCUUUCUGUUCAAGCAGUCUGGCAUGUCUUUAGGAAUAGGAAAUGCUUAUCAAUAGUGUGCACACUUUUUGCCAGCUGAGAUUUUCUUGACUUUCCCUGUGCCAUAUUUUAUUCCUUGCUUCCUUGUAUUUACUCUCAAAAGCCAUGUAAGGCAUGAUUGUGAAGUGUUCGAAGUGUUCCUUAGAAAAUAUACUGACUUGUAUUUAUUUGUUUAGUCAUCUGUUACUUUCUCGUUUCAUGCAUCUGUGUUCUUGGUGUGUGGAACUGGACCAUGCUAGACAGUGCGUUGCAGUUGGUGCUCAUAUCUUACAGAUUGCAUACAGGGAAAAGACUGGGAAUGCAGGAGAUGGAAAUUCAAGACGAUGAGCAAAACGUGAACAAGGUGAAUGCAGAAGCCAACGUUUCGACAAAUGGACUUGUCUUCUUCAAGCCGUCUUCACAAGUGGACUUGCCUUGAAGAAUACAAGUCCACUUGUCGAAACGUUGGCUCCUGCAUUCACCUUGUUCACGUUUUGCUCAUCAGAUUGCAUACAGGUGUUGUGUGUUGGUGGAUAUUUGUAGUGAUGCUGCUGGUGUCAUUAUUUGAGUAUGCCUUUCUCUACUUGCACAAUUACAAGUUUGCUGCCUAAUGUUCUUCCCAUUUGUGUAGACCACACUUAAUUUUUUAUUGGUACCUUUCUCAAAGAGGACUAAAAUAGCAGCUGUUGUAGAAGACCACUGUUCACAAUUCUAGUGAAGUAUACAUGCGGAACCAUGUCAUUCCUUUUUGAGAUUCCUUGUAUUUGUUUCUUACGCCAGAUGUGUUUUACUUGUUAGCAAGUAGCUUAACUGAAAUAUUACAAAGAUGACCCGAGGUUUCUGCUUCGUAAAUUUGUGAAAGUGCUUGCAAAUUUAACUACCAGCUAUCAAAUGCACCUGCCAGAUGCCUGCCAGCUAUCAAAUACCCACCAAAUGUAUUGGUGGGUAUUUUGAUUAGUUUCGCUGCUGUUUAGAAUUUAGUGUGAAACCUGCUGUCACCUGUACAGCUAUGAAUACACUGCUUCAUACACCAGUGAUGUUACACAGUUGUUAACUUGAAUAGCUUGUUUGUACCUUACAAAACAAUGAAACAAGGAGAUGCUGAGCUUGACCUGUCACUGGGCUUGGGAAUUCGUAAAGCUCUGAAAUGAUGCAAUAUUGGUGUCUGUGUGUCACUUGUGCACAGCUCUGUGCUGAUAUCCAAGAUUUUCAGUCGCAAGCAUUCAUAGCGGAGUUUGCAGUUUCAUAAGGUUUGGAAGAAAAUUGGGAAAGUAAUAAUGGGAAUGUGAGCUGGUUGGCCAGCUCUUGUUGAAUAAAUAGAAGGUGUGCAAGGAAACCACCAGGUGCAAAAGAAAGUGGACGUAGCCCUUCCACUGCUCCCGUCUCCUGUCAUAUCCAGUCUGUCGUCACUUACAAGCCACACUUAAGAAAAUGAAAACGAGAGCUGUUGUGACAGCACUGUGGUUAUAUAUGUUUACAAUGAAAAUGUAAAAAUAUCUGUGGGUGCUUGAAAAAGGAGUUUCACAUUUUUAUGUUAGUUAUUCUCACAUGUUUCGUGCUUUGGAAGCAACAUGGAAGCAAGCAACCAUUUACAGCGCUAACCACGGAGGCAAUUGAUUCCACGAUCGAAGCUAGAGUUCAAAAGCACCUCCAGGCUUUCAAGGACUUCUUCACAAAGAACAUCCUCAUCCUGAUUGAAAAUAUCACAAAGCCUAUCGUCGAGAAGUUUGCAACCCUUAACACCCAAGUCGCCACGCUCGCAAAUCAAGUCGCCACUCUCACAAGCCAUGUUACCAGCCUAACAGCCCAGGUCAACAAUUUCAUAGCACAUGCAAAGAACAAUUAUGUCACAAAGUCCUACCUCGACAGCCUUUUCAACACGACUGAGCAGGGUAGAACGAAGGCUUGCACAAAGUGUCGCAAUGCCUCCCGCUCAAUCUCACCCAACCAUGAAGCUGCCUGUGAAGUUGAAGAGUCUCAUGAUGGUGACACCUAAAACCACAACAAAGAGCCCGCAAAAAACUCUGCGCAUCUGGCAAUGCAAUUGUCGAUCCCUCCAUCCUCAGUAUGCAAAUCUAUAGGAACUCUUCAAACUAAACCACUCUGAUGUAUUUGCCCUACAGGAAACCAAUACCCACAAUGUUCGACUUCAAGGAUACACUGCUCAUACACAAACCCAACGCACAGCCAUCCUUACCAAGAAAACUCUCACAACGCAUGAACACGAAAUAGAAGACAUCCCCAUCGAGCACACUCUAGUGGAGAUCAUACCAGACAGAAAAACGCAGGAAAGCCUCUUUAUUGCCAACAUAUACAGCCCUCCUCGUGAUCAACUUCCGAAAUUCGACCACUUUGUCCGUGAACUCGGGAAACGCACGAAAGGCCAUCAAGUUGUCAUAAUGGGAGAUUUUAAUGCCCCACAUACAGCAUGGGCUUAUCCAAACACCACCAAGAAGGGAGCCUGAGUGCACGACACUGCUCAACAACACAGGCUGACCCUGUGGAAAGACCCACUGCAGGCCACGAGAGUCGGGAACAGUGUCCCCAGGGACACAAACCCAGACCUUAUGUUCACAGCGAACGUUCACUGGGUGGUGUGGAGUCGACUUUCGGAGACGCUCGAAAGCGACUACCACAUUAUCCAACUUGAUGUCACGCACAACCGGAAACCAACCAAGACUGGAGUUGCUCAACUAACAGACUGGAAGUCCUUCAGAGACAACCUCAGCAGCAACACAACAAUCGACGACAUCGACCAUUGGCUCAAGGGCCUUCUCAUCACCGCAGAAAACCACACCAAGAGCAUCCAGCUAAGUAAGCACCAACACCGUCGCAGUCGACCUGCAUCUCCUUCAUCUCUGGGAGGCCAAAAGAAGCCUCGUAAAGAGGUGGAAGAGACAAAAGCUCAAUAGAAAACUUAAGAAACGAAUCGCCCUUCUCACCAUACAGGCCCAAGAUUACGCGGAGCAACUCAGCAGGCAAAAUUGGCACACCUUUUGUGACAGCAUACAAGGGACACUCAGCACCAAGAAAACCUGGCAUCUCCUAUGCGCUUUCUUAGCUACCGAUCGCACCAAAAUGCAACAGAGGCAAGAUCUGCGCAGACUGAUCCACAAUCACGCUGGAUCGGAGCAUGAUCUCCUUCGUGAGCUUCAGCAAAAACUUAGCAGCGACAAGCCCACUUCAGCGAGCGGAAAGACGUAGGACGGUGCACCAAACCCAGAUCUCGAUCGACCAUUCACCCAUGCAGAGCUCCACGCAGCCUUAGCCAAAUUCACUAGAAACACCAGUCCCGGCAAGGACAGAAUAACUAAUAAGCUCCUACGCAACCUCCCGCAAUCUGCCACAACAGCACUGCUACAGUACUACAACGACUGCUGGGAAAAGGGGGACCUACCAGCAGCCUGGAAGCAUUCAGAGGUCUCCAUGAUUUCCAAACCCAACAAACCCCUUCGCAUCGAAAACCUCCGUCCCAUUUCCUUCACAUCUUGCGUGGGUAAACUCCUUGAGCACAUGUUGUACGACCAGUUAACACUAUACCUCGAGGACAACGGACACUUGCCACACACCAUGUUCGGAUUCCGACAGCAUCUGUCCAUGCAGGACGUACUCCUGCUCCUCAAAGAAGACUUGUUUGACUACCUCUAUCACAGAUGCAAAUCAUCAAUCCUGACAAUCGAUGUAAAGGGCGCAUUUGACAACGUGAGCCACGAAGCCAUUCUCCGCAACCUCGAAAAUACAGGCUGCGGAGCUCGGAUCUAUAACUACAUCAGCAUCUUUUUGACACACCGAACAGCAACAGUAGGCGUCUGCAACCGCCGCAGCGAUAAAUUUCGGCUACCUAACAAGGCAACCCCACAAGGAUCAGUUAUUUCACCACUCCUUUUCAAUAUCGCAAUGAUCAAGCUACCGAAACAACUGAACGCCAUCCCAAACUUAUGCCAUGCCCUUUACGCCGAUGACGUCACGCUCUGGACCAAAGCACCUACUACUGGACAACAAGAACGCAAUCUACAAGAAGCCGUCGAUACUAUCGAAAGAUACCUCCGAGACUGUGGUCUCCAAUGCACACCCGAAAGGUCGGAGCUUCUCGUCCUGAGAGCACGGACAUGAGGAAGACCACCUAAUUAUAUCGAACCCGAUCCUAGCGUCUCGCUCAAUGGAACCAAGAUGCCUACACUCGACUCUCUUCGCGUACUUGGACUUCACAUCCACAAGGACGGAUAAGGGGCAGCCACUCUCCUGCAUCUCCAACGCACACUGUCACAAGUUACGCACCUAGUCAAGAGGAUCACAAACCAAAGAAGCGGACUCAAGGAGCACGACACACUAAGCAUCUUUCAAGCUCUCCUAACUAGCCGUAUCACCUACGGAACUCCCUACUUGACACUCAAGCCGGCAGAAAUCAAGAAACUCAAUGUUGUCAUUCGGAAGGCAAUCAAAGUAGCCUUAACCCUCCCACCCAUGGCAUCAAUGGAGAAACUCAAGCUCGGCGCCCACAAUACGUGGGAAUAGCUUGUCGAGGCUAAUAAGAUCAGCCAACUAGAGCGGCUCAAGCUCACACCCACCAGACGUACAGUUCUGCGCUACCUCAACUACAGUGAAAGCUUCAUUGCAGACACGGACCAGAAAGUAAAAAUUCCACCUGCAGUCCGGGACUGUAUCAGCGUUGCAAGUAUACCGCGCAAUAUGCAUCCAACUUACCAUAAGGAGCGUCGGCAAAGCAGAAUCCGCGCACUCAGCAAGAAAUAUGGGAGAGACCCUGAUACGAGGUACACCGAUGCUGCCCGGUAUAUUAAAUGAAACGCCUUUGCCCUAAGUGUCACGGAUCACCAAGGCAAAAGACUUGCAGCUGUCACCGUCCGAGCAAGAGCCCCCGAGACUGCAGAGUAAACGGCAAUUGUUCUGGCAAUAACUUGCCCUGAAGUAGCAGUAAUCCUAACAGACUCCCAAGCAGCAGCUCGCAACUAUCAAAAAGGACGCAUAUCAGAAACCGCACUCAGUAUACUUAGAAAUCACAUCGCACGCGCCCCGCUCCCUAACACCCAUAUUAACUGGGCUCCAGGCCAUCAGGGCAUGACAGGAAAUGAGGCGGCACACUCCGCUGCCCGCGAGCAUACCAGCCGGACUUUCCUGCCAUCCCACACUAGGCCGGCCACCAACAGUGAUGACAUCGCCCUAAAGUACUCAGAACUCCUGCAACACCAACGACUCAGCAGAAGAAUGUACACCUCACCACACAAGAAUCGGAGCAAAGAGGAAGCAGUCAUCCUGCUCUGCCUACAGGCCAACACCUACAUAAACGGAAUAAUCAUGCACAGACUAUCCUAUGCAGUACUCGUACACAUGCCCCCAUUGCGACGUUCCAGACACCCUGCAACACAUGGUCCAGGAUUGCCCACUGCGUCACACAUCCGCAGACCGUACCUCACAAGCUCCACAAGACGACUCCAAAGAAGGCCGUCCCAUGGAAGCACAAGAAGAGCGCCCCAACUCACCGCAGAUCCAUACGACAACUGAAACGUGGGAGGCCAAGCUUUCCUCUGAUGACCUGGACGACCAACGCAUUCUCGUCGCCCGGGCCAAGGAGGCAGCCCAAAUCAGAGGGUUCUUGGAAUAAGGAAUUCUCCCACCUAGGGUGAACCGGGUUCUGACUCGGAUUACUGUUUCAGAAAAUAAAAGUUUAGUUCUCUUUCUCUCCGUGCUUUUAUCACACAUCUCUGGCUCAUUGCAUGGCCUUUUCUUUCUCUCGUGAAAAACUGCCACCAUCAGAUGGGGGAUUGUAAAAUUAUUUGCUGUGUUGGCUUUAUUGUCCAAUUACACACUUUGUGUAGGGAAACUGUCGACCAUGGCUGCAACUUUAGUCAACCAUGUCAUUUGUGAAGUUGCAGUACUAAGAUGUGGCCUACACCAAGAAAAACUGGUGCGCCUGUAAGCAUCCUUUAAAAAAGAAAAAUUGUUUCCAGGAAGCAGCCUGCACUGCUCCUGUAAUAAUGACUUAUUGGAAGUAUUCCUGAAUUUAUACAGUGAGUACUACUUUAGGCUUUUGCUUUUUCCUGGUUUAUGUGGGCUGUUUCGUGCACACACGAGCUCAGUGUACUUAAAGGGGCCAUGACACGAAAUUUUUAAGCCUAAAUUAUGCAUUGCAUGUUAAACUGUACACGUCCCACAGCAAGCUGGCAAAAUUUGAGUGCAUUCAGUGCAGUAGAACGUUUGUAUUUGAAUUUUUUGAUGUCACAGUUGAACCGUAUAGCAGUCUGGCGACACUGAGUGGUGAUGAAAUGAAUGGGCACCACCGGAAACCGUAGAGUUUCCUACAAUAUACUAGAGGGAACUCUGGCACUGCAGUUGUUGACCCACAAUGGGAAUAAUGGGAAGUACAUGGAUUUGUCUGAUCUUCGUGCCUGUGGAUUCAGACUUGCGGUUUUAUUUAUUAUGCUUUAUAUGCCUUCAUUGUCGUAAAUUUCAGAGCAAUCUAUACUCUUCAAAGUGCAGAAGACACUGCGAACGCUUACAAUCGCUACAUAUUACAACAGUUCAGCUUGUUGAUGCGGCCAAAUCAGAACUCGCCAAGUGUCUCAAGGCACUGGCAUGCCUGCGAUAAAUUCGUAAGGGCGUUUCACAUCGCUCGUCGAUGCAUGCAUCCGUGGCGUAAUGGUUUCAACAUUGGGCUUCUCUGCUAGAGAUCCUGUGCUCGAAUCCUGGCGUUGGACGAUUUUAAUAAUGUUUACUGAAUUAUUUGUUAUGCAGUACUCUGUUGAAAAUGAUGUAUUUACAAAGUCACGAAGCUGCUUAAAGCCAGAAGGACGAAGUUUAGGCAAAUCCAUGUACUUCCCAUCAUUCCCAUGCUGGUGCAACCGUUCCCAUUGCAGCUCUCGUAGACACUUGCGCCAGAGCUCCCUCUAGUAAUUAUUGUAUGAAACUCUAUGCCAGAAAUGGUUCCCUUGGGUAGCAGAAGCUGGUCUCAAAGGCUUUUAUGUACUAGAAGCACCGGAGACGAUUGCAGGAGUUGAAAAUACAUCAUGGAUGCCAUCCGCCGUUUCAUUUUUGCAUGUGCGUUGGCACAUCUCUGUGGUUUGGUACUGCUUUUUAUCAAGCAAGUGAAGAAUUGCGGGCACAAUUCAGCGCCGCUCCUAUGCUCUUGGGUGCUAGGGCAUGCAGAGAAAGGCACCAGAUGUGGUCUCCAACUGUUUCAAAGGAGACAACACACAGGCGAUCCCUCAGUUCCUGACGUCACACAGCCUUGCCAAAAUGGUGGUUUCUGUCGGUUGGAGGAGUUGAGAGGCAGCAAUUUCUCAUUAAAAUUUUUGGUUAAAAUCUGCAUUGAGAGCCCAGUUUGUGUAUAAAAAUACUGGGCCCUCUACUCUCAGUUACAAAUAUAAACUGAGAACUGUUGGACGGCUGUGUCAUGGCCCCUUUAAGUUAUUAGAUGUGGUUAUUCACCGCCGACGUGCUUCAUUUACCGAUCUAAAGAAAGAAAAAAAGAACACUUUCCUUUUAUUUUGGUUAGGCAUGUGUUUGCUUCUUGCAUAAAAGCAUUUUCUGCCCUAUGUUGUCUUCUGGAAUCAUUGCAGGGUAAAAGAAAAUGGUGUCUUCCAUUAUUUUGCUGAACAAAUUCUGCCUCCUUCAACAUACUUGUCUUUUGAGGUGUGUUUUACUUUCAUGUAGCACGUAUUGGGACAUUGUGUUGCUCAGCAUGUACCAUUUCUAUCUUUACCUGUCAUAUUAACUAUAUUAAAAUAACGACCACAUUACAAAUGUGACCUUUGCGUAACUAUCUUUAACUGUCAUAUUAACUAUAUUAAAAUAACGACCACAUUACAAAUGUGACCUUUGCGUAAUGCAAAGGUUGUGGGUUCGGUACCCACCAGCGACAAGUUAUGUUUUCAUCCGCUUUCAUUUACCCUUCAUUAUUUUCUGCGUUUCAAUUUCAGUCAUAGCUAAUUACUGCUAUGCUUUCCUUGGCUUCAUUGCCUGCUGGCUUUAUAUAGUCGUCAUUAAUAAAAAUCGAGCUCCUCUGUU